AUGGGCAGUGGAGAUUCGCUCUCCUGGGAACAUGGCCUCAUCCCCAGCUACCACUCAGUGCCCUGUAUCCUUCCCCAGGAUGUGCAGUAUUCAGACAUCGACUACAUGGAACGGCAGCUGGACUUCACCCUCAGCUCCAAGUUCACUGGGCUUCCAGCCCUGAUCAAUCGCAUGAAGGCAGAUGGCAUGCGGGUCAUCCUCAUUCUGGACCCAGCCAUUUCUGGCAAUGAGACAGAGCCGUAUCCGGCCUUCACUCGUGGUGUGCAGGAUGAUGUCUUCAUCAAGUUUCCCAAUGAUGGAGAAAUUGUUUGGGGCAAGGUCUGGCCAGAUUUCCCGAAUAUUGUGGUGAACAAUUCUCUGGACUGGGACAGCCAAGUGGAGCAAUACAGAGCUUAUGUGGCCUUCCCAGACUUUUUCCGGAACUCGACUGCCCUGUGGUGGAAGAGGGAAAUGAAAGAGCUCCACUCCAAUCCACAGAGCCCAGAGAAGAGCUUGAAGUUUGAUGGCAUGUGGAUUGAUAUGAAUGAACCUUCGAGCUUUGUGAAUGGGGCAGUUCCAUCUGGCUGCAGGGAUACGACUCUGAACCGUCCACCCUACAUGCCACAUUUGGCAGGCAGGGACCGAGGCCUGAGCAGCAAGACCCUGUGCAUGGAGAGCGAGCAGAUCCUUCCAGACGGCUCCCGAGUGCGGCACUACGAUGUCCACAGCCUGUAUGGCUGGUCCCAGACCAGACCCACCUAUGAGGCCGUGCAGGAGGCCACAGGGCAGCGAGGCAUCGUCAUCACCCGCUCCACAUUCCCUUCUUCUGGGCGCUGGGCAGGACACUGGCUGGGAGACAACACAGCUGCCUGGGACCAGCUGAGGAAGUCCAUCAUUGGCAUGAUGGAGUUCAGCCUCUUUGGCAUAUCCUAUACAGGGGCAGAUAUCUGUGGGUUCUUCCAAGAUGCAGAGUAUGAGAUGUGUGCUCGCUGGAUGCAGCUGGGGGCCUUUUACCCUUUCUCCAGGAACCACAACACCAUCGGGACCCGGAGGCAAGACCCUGUGUCCUGGGAUGCAGACUUUGUGAACCUUUCCAGAAGUGUCCUAGAGACCAGAUAUACCUUGUUGCCGUAUCUCUACACCUUGAUGCACAAGGCCAGCACGGAGGGCAUGACUGUGGUGCGGCCUCUCCUCCAUGAGUUUGUGUCUGACCAGGAGACCUGGGAGAUUGACAAUCAGUUCCUGCUGGGCGCCGCCUUCCUGGUCAGCCCUGUCCUGGAGCCUAAUGCCAGAAAUGUGACAGCAUAUUUCCCUAGAGCCCUCUGGUAUGACUUCUACACGGGGGCGCAAAUCAAUGCAAGCAGUGAGUGGAAGGUCCUGCCAGCUCCUCUGGACCACAUCAAUCUUCAUGUCCGAGGGGGCUACAUCCUGCCCUGGCAGGAGCCUGCACUGAACACACACCUCAGCCGCCAGAACCCUCUUGGUCUUAUCAUUGCCUUGGAUGAGAACAAUGAAGCCAGAGGCGAACUUUUCUGGGAUGAUGGGCAGUCGAAGGAUACUGUGGCCAAUGAUGCUUAUGUCUUACAUGAGUUUUCGGCCAGCCAGACACACCUGGAUGUGACUGUUUCCAAGUCAACCUACAAAGACCCCAAUAACUUAGCAUUCCAGGAGAUUAAAAUCUUUGGCACUCAGGCACUGAGCAAUGUUACAGUGAAACAGAAUGGAGUCUUAACUCCAAUGUCUCCUCGAGCCACUUAUGAUCCUAACCUGAGGGUGGCUGUGAUCACAGGAAUCCAUCUGGUCCUGGGAGAAGCAUACACGGUGCAGUGGGACAUUGGCCUGAGGGACCAGGAGAAAAUAGACUGUUAUCCCGAUGAGCAUGGAGCUUCUGAGGCCAACUGCCUGGCCCGAGGCUGCGUGUGGGAGGCAUCCAUUAUCCCUGGGGUCCCAUUCUGCUACUUUGUGAAUGAUCUGUACUCAGUUGGCAAUGUGCAGUAUAACUCACACGGGGCCACAGCUGACAUCUCCUUGAAGUCUCCUUACACCACUGCCUUCCCCUCCACACCUGUGACUCCUCUGCGCCUGCUCGUGACCUUCCACAAGAAUGAGAUGCUGCAGUUCAAGAUUUAUGAUCCCAACCACACACGGUAUGAAGUCCCAAUCCCUCUGAACAUCCCCAGCGCUCCCAGCAGCUCUCCUGAGGCCCGACUCUAUGAUGUCAGCAUUAAGGAGAACCCAUUUGGGAUUGAAAUUCGCCGGAAGAGCACAGGCAUUGUCAUCUGGGACUCUCAGGUCCUGGGCUUCACCUUCAAUGACAUGUUCAUCCGCAUCUCCACCCGCCUUCCCUCCAACUACAUCUAUGGCUUUGGGGAAACUGAGCACACGGCCUUCAGGAGAGACUUGAACUGGCACACGUGGGGCAUGUUUUCCAGAGACGAACCCCCGGGGUUCAAGAAGAAUUCUUAUGGUGUGCACCCCUACUACAUGGGCCUAGAGGAGGAUGGCAGCGCCCACGGAGUCCUCCUGCUCAACAGCAAUGCCAUGGAUGUGACCUUCCUUCCGAUGCCGGCCCUGACGUACCGCACCACAGGGGGAGUUCUGGACUUUUAUGUGUUCUUGGGGCCCACUCCAGAGCUUGUCACUCAGCAGUACACCGAGGUAUGUGUGAACUCACUUAUCUGUCAUGUGCUUCUUCAUAGCAAGGCUGUGUUCCAAAUGCAUUAUCCACUUUUAUUGCCCUCACUGUGA
Messenger RNA from Perognathus longimembris pacificus (Pacific pocket mouse), 2727 nucleotides. RefSeq names its product maltase-glucoamylase-like. Gene Ontology annotation, biological process: carbohydrate metabolic process. The record is from RefSeq and is a predicted model, not a curated record. Gene Ontology annotation, molecular function: carbohydrate binding; alpha-1,4-glucosidase activity. The transcript has 22 exons. Bases 1 to 2727 code for a protein of 908 amino acids. NCBI's taxonomy places the organism in Eukaryota, Metazoa, Chordata, Mammalia, Rodentia, Heteromyidae.